AUGCAGAUUAGGAGACCGGGUACGAAAGGUUAUGAGGAGGUUGAAGGCGUUACUAUUUCAACACCAUCAACACAUGAAACUAAUGGACAUACAGAUUCAAUAGGGCACAAUCAUUUAGUACCUGAAUUUGAGCUGGCUAGUGUUUCUGUCGUUCCUGAUGAUACUUUUACUGUUGCACAAGCAGUCAAUGCAUUAGGUUUUGGAUGGUUUCAAGUGAAAUUAUCUCUAUUUGUUGGUCUUUGUUGGAUGAGUGAUUCAAUGGAAAUGACUAUCCUUAGUGUUUUAGGACCAGCAUUACAUUGUGAAUGGAACAUUAGUCGAUAUCAUCAAGCACUUGUUACGACUGUCGUCUUUCUUGGAAUGAUGUUAAGUUCAACAUUUUGGGGAAGCUUAAGUGAUCGCUAUGGAAGGAAACCGGCACUCACACUUUGUGGAAUUUUAUUAUUUCUUUACGGAUUAUUAAGUGCUGUUGCACCUUCUCUCGGUUGGCUUCUAUUGCUUCGUGGUUUAGUUGGUUUUGCAAUUGGCUGUGUUCCACAGAGUGUUACACUUUAUGCUGAAUUUCUACCAACAAAACAGAGAGGCAAAUGCGUCGUUCUUCUAGACUGCUUCUGGGCUCUUGGUGCCUGCUUUGAAGUUGUCUUGGCAAUGGCUGUCGUUCCAAAUCUUGGAUGGAGAUGGCUACUUAGAAUUUCAGCAGCUCCACUCUUUGUUUUUGCUUGUUUAACUCCGUGGUUGCCAGAAAGUGCACGUUAUCACGUCUCGUGUGGUCAAAAUGACAAAGCUUUAACGACAUUAGAAAAUAUUGCAAAGGACAACAGAAGGCCAAUGCUACUUGGGAGAUUGGUGGUUGAAGGGACAUCCAAUACUCGUGGAAGCAUAAAAGCUCUUUUAAGUUCUUCAUUGAGGAGAACAACGAUUUUGCUGUGGUUCAUAUGGAUGUCAUGUGCCUUUUGUUACUAUGGAUUGGUGCUGAUGUCCACUGAAAUCUUUGGCCGUGAUAACAAAUCAUUGAUUCCUGGAAAUGAAGAUUGUCAUGCUUUAGCAACAACUGAUUACAUGGAUCUUCUCUGGACUACUCUUGCUGAGUUUCCAGGAAUAUUCACCACAAUCUACAUAAUUGAAAGAUGUGGACGAAAGAAGACAAUGGCUUUUCAAUUUCUAUUAUAUGCAGGCUGUGUUCUGUUGAUUACUAUAACCACUGAACGAGUCUUAUUGACUCUCAUCCUGUUCCUUGGACGUGGAGUGAUUGCUGGUCUAUUCCAAGCUGCAUAUGUGUACACACCAGAGGUAUAUCCAACGAAUCUUCGAUCAGUAGGUGUUGGUGGCUGCUCAUCACUAGCAAGAUUAGGAGCGAUGUGCACCCCAUAUGUAGCACAAGUUCUAUUUCAAGCAUCCGUGGGACAAGCUGUAGCUGUUUAUAGUGCAUUUGCUUUAUGUGCAUCAGUAGCGUGCAUAUUCCUUCCAUACGAAACUCGAGGAAAUGACCUUUCUCAAUAA
This is a messenger RNA of Chironomus riparius, 1500 nucleotides long. The record is from the annotation of a GenBank genome assembly. NCBI's taxonomy places the organism in Eukaryota, Metazoa, Arthropoda, Insecta, Diptera, Chironomidae.